GCUGAUAGUGUAAAAACAGUUCCGUCUCAGCUAGUGGAACGUCGUUCCCCGCCCCAUCAUGAGAGGGAUCUGGAGCCAAGUGGUUACCCUAGCGGUAAUUUUGGGAAUCGCUCUAGUUUCGGGAAAAGCAUUACCUGGGAAAAAUCAACAAAUAGAGCAACAGUCGGAGAAGCACGAUCAGUCCAAUCAACUAGCCGAAAAGCGGGUCGGCUAUGACUAUUCCGCCCCUCCAAGCGAUCAGUUCAAUCCGUUUCAAGAUAAUGACGACCUCCACACGCACGGGGAUCAUCACGAAGUGAUCGAGCAUCACGACGAUCCUCACGAUCAUUACGAAGAGCAUCAUGUCGACGAACACCAUGAUCAUCACGUCGACGAACAUCAUGAUCACCACGACCAUCACGACCACCAUGAUCACCACGAUCCAGGCUACUGGAAAAAAAAGCUUAUCUGGAAACCGGGAUGGAAAAAAAUUUGGAAGCCAGCAAAAAAACAAAUAUGGAAGCCUUCAUGGAAAAAAAUUUGGAAACCAAUUUGGGUACCUACAAAAAUACCAGUUUGGAAGGAAAUUAAAGUACCAGACUGGAAGAAAAUUUACAAACCUGAAUGGAAGCCAAUAAAGGUACCAGGAUGGAAAGAUGUAAAAGUACCAGAUUGGAAGAAAAUUACUGUGCCUGUAUACAAGGACAUUGUAGUACCAGGUUGGAAAGAAAUUCAAGUACCAGCUUGGAAGAAAAUUUGGGUACCCGAGUGGGUGAAAUUAGGCAUUCCGGGUGAAAAGUACUUAGGUAAGGAUCAUGAUGGUUGGGAAUAUACUUCUCACGAUUUGUGGAAAAAGAAACUAGUCUGGAAACCCGUUUGGAAAAAGUAUUGGAAACCAGCCAAGAAACAAAUAUGGAUCCCUGACAAGAAACUUGUUUGGAAAGAUGAAUGGAAGCAAAUAUGGAAGACAGAAAAGAAACAGAUAUGGAUCGAUGACAAGAAAUUAGUAUGGAAGGAAGCUUGGCAACAAAUAUGGAAACCAUCAAAGAAAUUGAUCUGGGUUCCAGAUAAAAAAUUACAAUGGAAAGAGGCUUGGAAACAAAUUUGGGUUCCUGACUGGAAAGAUAUUUGGGUACCGGGAGUAAAGAAAAUUUGGAGACCUGUAUGGAUUUCCGAGUGGUUCCCUUCACCGAAUCAUCACGAACACGUGCACGAAUCUCAUGGUUGGGAUAGAAGUGAUAACAACGAAGCUUCAAGCAAAAAAGUCGAAACGAUUAAAGAGGCACCCAAACAUGUAGCACCGAAAGCGCCAGAAAAGUCUACCUGGCAAUUUCCAAAAUAAACUAUGAACUGUCGAGAUGUUGGAUGUAUCAAUUAAAGUUCAAAUUUUUUUUAUAGAAAGUGCUUCCGCAAUAGCAGUGCAAGAAUGCUUGAAUUCAUUUACAGUGUAUCAGUAAAAGAAAAGGAACGAUUGUAGUAGUGCAAACUUUUAGGUAAUAUUCGUUUCCUUUAAUAGAUGUGCCACGCGAACAUUUUUGAAUAGCUAUGCGAUUGAUUCUUUCACUUUUUUUGUGCAAAAGCAUUCUUUACUGUUUGUUCGUCAGUUAAUGAUAUUAUGUUUAGAUUUAUCAAGAUGUAGUAUUUUUGAUUUAGUUACCGUAUUUGAGGCUGACUUAUUAUGUUUAUUUUAAAUUGAAUAUUAAGUUGUGUAGGAAAAAAACGGAAUAUGCGUUCUGUACCCCACUGAUGCUUUAUGUUUUGUUGUUUUAUUUAGGUAAGUGUUUUGUUUUGUUAAGCAACUAGGUGUAGAAGCGAAACCAAUGAAAUAAAAGAGUAAUGUUUUAUUUAAA
This is a messenger RNA of Bombyx mori (domestic silkworm), 1829 nucleotides long. RefSeq lists its product as uncharacterized. NCBI's taxonomy places the organism in Eukaryota, Metazoa, Arthropoda, Insecta, Lepidoptera, Bombycidae. The transcript has 2 exons. Bases 59 to 1321 code for a protein of 420 amino acids. The record is from RefSeq and is a predicted model, not a curated record.